Leguminivora glycinivorella is the source of this 4718-nucleotide messenger RNA. RefSeq names its product GATOR complex protein Iml1 (gene Iml1). The transcript has 29 exons. Gene Ontology annotation, biological process: positive regulation of autophagy; negative regulation of TORC1 signaling; cellular response to amino acid starvation. NCBI's taxonomy places the organism in Eukaryota, Metazoa, Arthropoda, Insecta, Lepidoptera, Tortricidae. The coding region runs from base 150 to 4658 and encodes 1502 amino acids. Gene Ontology annotation, molecular function: GTPase activator activity. Gene Ontology annotation, cellular component: GATOR1 complex; lysosomal membrane. The record is from RefSeq and is a predicted model, not a curated record.
GUCGUUUAAUGUAAUACGUAUAUUUGCUGUAAAUGUUAAAAGGAAAUGAAUAAGUUUAUUAAAUUAUAGUUGAUUUUAUUAAUGAAAUAUACGAAAAACAAGAGACCAUGUGCUUAUUAAAAUGAGUAGAUUGUAAUCAAUCAAGGACGAUGAAGGCGUUUAAACUUAUAGUUCACCAAAACAGCUUCAGUCCCGUGGAUUUAAUAAUCAGUUUAAAAGAUUAUCCUGGACUGAAAGAGAAAGAUAUUGUGGAAAUAUACCACCCUGAAAAUGACUAUCCGCGGCUGCUGCUACAAGUUGUCAAGGAUGCCCCAGGGAGAGGCAGAGAUACCAUCAGUGUCGAGCAAAGCAUCGCCACCACAUUCCAACUGCGCACAUUUGCCGACGUCUACGUAAACAUCGUGAAUGUGCCAGAUGUCGCCCUGGACUCUGUGGAGCUUACCUUCAAGGACCAGUACAUGGGACGCUCGGAGAUGUGGAGACUUAAGAAUCACUUGGUCAGUACAUGCGUGUACCUCAACAAAAAGAUCGAAUACUGCGGUGGUGCUAUCAGAUGUCAGGUCUACGAGAUGUGGUCUCAAGGAGACCGUGUGGCUUGCGGGGUGAUCACUGAAGACACGAAGAUCGUCUUCCGAUCCUCAACCUCCAUGGUGUAUUUGUUCAUACAGAUGUCCUCAGAGAUGUGGGACUUUGAUAUUCACGGAGACUUGUACUUUGAGAAGGCUGUGAAUGGAUUUCUGGCGGAGCUUUUUACUAAGUGGAAGAAAAACGGCAGCAACCAUGAAGUGACAAUAGUGCUAUUUUCAAGAACAUUCUACAAGGCUAAAUCUUUGGAAGAAUUUCCGCCACAUAUGAAAGAGUGCUUGCAGAAAGACUACCGGGGAAGGUUUUACGAAGACUUCUAUAGAGUGGCAGUUCAAAAUGAGCGUUACGAGGACUGGUCGAAUGUGCUGCUGCAACUAAGGAGGUUGUUCACCGACUACCAGAAAAUAGUUCUCCAAUAUCACGAGCGGCCUAACAUGGAGAUCCCAACAGCUAUCAACUCUACUGCGGCGCAGGGAAACUUCCUUGAAGUCCUCAAUAUGAGCUUGAACGUAUUCGAAAAACACUACCUAGACAGAUGUUUCGACCGAACCGGCCAGCUCAGCGUAGUCAUUACCCCCGGCGUCGGCGUUUUCGAAGUAGACAGAGAACUCACAAACGUCACCAAACAACGAAUCAUAGACAACGGAGUGGGCAGCGACUUGGUUUGCGUCGGCGAACAACCUCUACAUGCUGUCCCACUCUUAAAGUUUCAUAACAAAGACAAUAACCUCAACUCUAUAGACGACUACUCUAUGCCCCAUUGGAUCAACUUAUCAUUUUACUCCACAAACAAAAAAGUUGCAUACUCAAACUUCAUUCCGAGAAUCAAAUUACCGCCUCGCAAAAGUCAAGAGCCGCUCAAGAAAAUGUACGAAGAUGAACGAAAAGGCAAGCUGUUAAAGGAGGAUGAAUAUAUGCACAAUUCUAUAUUUGAUUAUGAUGCGUAUGACGCGCAAGUGUUUCAACUGCCGCCGGCGCAUAGCACUUGUGUACAGCGAGUUGCUCGAACUAAGAAGACCUCGGUAGCUGGCCUAGAAGGUUUGAGGAGGAGCCCACCUGCGUCCAUUACGCACAGGAAAAUGUCCGACCCUGACAUCCACCACAGCCUUGGAGAUAUUCUGUCUACGGGAAUCAAACGCUGCGAUUCGGGUUGCGACACACCGGAUUCGCCCACCGGCGCUCGGCUAUCUCCAAGGAGUUCUAUCUCAACCAACAAGCCUGUCAUAAGGACGGGACGGGCGCUGAUCAACCCCUUCGAUCCGUCACAUGUCACUGUCAAACUGACCAGUAAUAGACGACGGUGGACUCAUAUAUUCCCUAAAGGUCCAACUGGUGUACUAAUACAGCAGCAUCACUACCAAGCGAGACCGGCCGGCGAACCUCCGGAGCGACGGGAAAGCCACAGAGAAAACUUGCCUAAGGAAAAUGGGUCGCCUAUGAUCAAUAAUAAUCAUCCUAUGUACCAGGUUGAUGGCAACAUAAUAUCUCAAAGCCGCAAACGUAUGAUCAGCGCAUCAGGUGCCCUGAACAUUCUGGGCACUGUAUUAGGCCCGCCGUCCACCAACAACGCUUCCUUGGCCUUGUUAUGGGGCGCUACUGGCGAGCAGGAGUGGACGCCCGCCCUUACUACAGCGAACCGAGCCAUAGGCGUGGACUGGAAAUCCCUCACCAUCCCAGCUUGCCUGCCCAUCACCACAGAUUACUUCCCGGACAAGCGCUCUCUUCAGAACGACUACCUUGUGUCAGACUAUAACUUACUACCUGAUGAUGUGAAUGCGGAUUUCGCUCAAAACAGGGCCAUUUACAAGGAACCGUUGACAACUAUGGAGGUUUUUAAGGAGUUGGUGUCGCAGAGGCUUGCUCAGGGCUUCCAACUGAUAGUGGGUGUGAGCGAGAGUGACGUCAUCGAAGCACAUUGUCCGUCGACGCCAGCACCACCGCCCUCCAAGGUAGCACCACAACACAGCAAACCGGUCAACCAGGCGCCAACAAAGAGGUUCCUGCUGUCCAUCGGCAGGAUAUUCCACAAGCUGACCCUAGUUGGCUCCACCAUCACAGUCACGAGAUAUCGACCGAGACAUCCAUACCCCCCGUUCAACAUCCACUACCGGUACCGGUUCCACGCGCCCAACCACGACACGUACGAGGUGUCGUGGGUGUCGUUCACCACGGAGAAGCUGGAGAACUACAACUGGAACUACAUGGACCACUACAUCUGCACGCGCGGCGACACCGACUUCGCGCUUGUCGAGGCUCUCAAAUACUGGCGGUUCCGCACCCUCCUACUGCCUCUUCACAGCCCAGCCACCAAGCAAAUCCUGGACGACGAGUCCACUCAUUGCGACAUUUACCCCACGCCCACACGCCAAGACUUAGACCAACUCACCGACGGCUUCCUUAAAAUGACUGAGUCCUACUUCAAUAAGGUCAAAAGACCUAAUAAGCAGAGGAUGGCGCUCGGCGGCUGCGACAGCGCGCUCACGCGGCGGCGCCACUCGACGUCUAUCCUCAGGCCCAGCGCUCAGGGCGGAGUGAGCUCGCCGUUCCGCGAGCGCGUCGGCAGCACCCGGCUCCCGGACCGGCCGCGGCUGCGCGUCGAGGCUAUGGCGGCGGCGAAAACGGUUUUAGAGAGGACUCAGUCACAAACGGGCGAAUCGGACGACACAUACGAUGAAAGCGUGGCGGAACCGAAGCUAAAAUCAACAGCAUCACUAGCGGACAUCGUGGAGCGAAUGCGGCAUCCACAGCUGGGAGUUGGCUUCCUACAGCAGACCGUGAGCCUGCCGUCUCACGCCUUCGUUUCCAUAUACGCUAUACACUGGCUCCAGGCGAAUGUUGAAGGAGUUACUUAUGAGAAGGCCACGCAUAUCAUGGAGAAAAUGUUACAAGAGAAAAUGAUAUGCCACGCCUCCGGCGACACGGCCAAGCGUUUUGUCGUUGGGUAUUAUAUGUAUCACAUCCUACCUCAGAAGAAAGACAAAGAUCCAACCGACUACGUCCGCCCUCUCGGCGACCUCCAAAGCUUCGAGAACGAAUGGAUGGAAGUAGAAGUCCUCGGCCCAAGAUCACCGCUAGUCCCUCACGAGUCCAGCUCAGGAGCCUUAGACAUUUCCGGCUGCAGUCCGCAAACGGACCUCACCGGCGUGCCCGCCUUCCUGUGCGACAACAUCGACCCCGACUAUAUGCACUGCGACAACGAUAACGACAUGCCACUCUACAAGAACACACAUCUCGACAUCGAUGUGAACAACAAGAGUGACCGGAUAGAAUGGGGCCACGCUCGGUACCAAGCUACAUUCCGACCAGACCAGGCUUACGAGAUGUGUAUACAGUGGGCCGUUGCGUCAGGAAACAUUGUUGCUGAACUGAUCUUUGGCUGGGCUCGCAAAGCACAGAACUGCCGGCUACAGAUGGUCCCAAUCCCGGCGGAUCCUCUCGCCUUGCCCUUCACACUCAAAUCGGAUCCUCUGCGCGGACCAAUCUACGUACCGCUCAACGAGGAACCGCUGCUUAGGAACAAAAACGCGCUUUUUGAAGGUUUUCCCGAAGAAUCUUGGCUCGAGCGCCUAUUCCUCUUCCAAGAAGCCAUAGUUGGCCGUUUCGGCUUCAUAAAGUGCACGGUGGAAAGCACGUCGCACGCGGCCGGCGUGGGCGACCAUUUGUACGUGCACGUGACGGGAAACAUGUUCAUACUGAUCAUCACCACGGUCAAGAGUGAACACAAAGCGAAAGGCCCGCGCCCUGCAAACAAGCCGCUCAACGCUAGCAGGUAUCCCGUGCAUUUAGAAGCGGCGCCCAGCCCACACGAGGCCUACAUUACACGUCACGUCAGUGGGAAGAACAAAGAUGACUAUGAUAACAGUCGACGAAUGGGAUUCCUAUGGUCCUGGAAUCACAUGAUAUCAAAGAAGUGGAAGUUAUCUCAGUACCCAGCGACCGGAGACGAGGCCUUCCAAACGCGAAUGCUGCGAGACUUCAAACACUUCUGUGCCAACCAGGAGCAGCGACUCAGCCAGUUUUGGGAUCAGUGCUGGGAGCUUCAGGAGAAAGCCCAUGGAAUUGAACUAGAAUAAUUAUUUUUAAUAUGGAAACCAAAAAUAUUUAACUGUUAAUUAUAAGCAUUUUUUACGUUA